AUGACGGUGCUUGUCUCUAUCAUUGUACUCAUCCAAACUCUUUCUGAAAUUGAACUCUGUCUGCUAUGGAAGAUGCAUGAAUUUGUGAUUCUAAUGACUCUUAUUAAUGGCCUUUCCAAAAUACCUACACAUCAGAAAAAAACAGUGUAUCUCUGUCAGCUUUUGAUAAGAACUGCAAAAGGAAAAAACCUUGAAUGCCAUUUUGAAAAUGAUCAAAGAAUUUCACCUUUGGAAUCUGCCCUGUCUUUCUGGACUUUACUUGAAAGGGAAGAAAUGAAACUGGAAAAGCUUCAUGAAGAUAUUCGCCGCUUGAUUCAAAUUCAGACUGUAGCAGUCCAUAUGGAAAACGGGUAUUUCAAGGAGGCUGCUGAAGUUCUUGAAAGACUACUUACAGACUCUGAAUCAGAUAAGCCUUUAAGGGUGAAGCUGGCAACUGUGAUUAAAAGCAAGGAUCCAUAUGUUCCCCUUCUCCAAAGCUUCAGUUACAAUCUUUUGAUAAGUAAAAUCAAGUCUUACAUUGAACUUUACAUGAAAGAAAAUGAAACUAACUUCUUAAUACAGGCAGCCACAAAACAGGUAGAGUCUAAAGGACUGGGAGCAACAGCAUUGCAAGACGAAACUGUGAAUGUCAAUGAAAAUGACAAAAGGAAUUUGGAAACAGAACAAAGAUCAAUGGGAGAGCAACAGAGUAUUACAGAUCAGUCACCUGGAGAGAUAAAAAAACCCACAGUAAGGCCUCGUUCAAGACGGAAGCGCAGUGUUCUUCAGAGUCUGAACAGCUUGCAAAAUGUGGAAAAACAUGGAGAUGGAGAUUCUUGCCGAAGAAGACAGCGAUGGACUUACAAAGAAGACUUGGAACUGAAAUCAGGAAUAAAGGAGUUUGGAGUGGGUAACUGGGCUAAAAUUCUGGUGCAUGGUGAUUUCAACAACCGAACUAGUGUUAUGUUAAAAGACCGGUGGAGAACACUGUGCAGGAUUGAACAUGGCUAACUUGGACUACCGGAUCAACUCUUCUUGACCCUACAUAAGGACCCAGUCCAGCUUUUCAGAAUAAUCACUUAUUUUAGUCUCAGCGUGUCCAGCAGUGUUGCUGUCCUAAAACAAGAAACAGAAUCGUAAUAAGUGUAAAACAUUAAUGUAAGCUCACUUGCUUGGGUAAUGAUGACUUAAAUGUAAAGCCUGGCCUUUUAUUUACACACAAUAGAUGACCUAAUUUCUGAAAUGUGAAAAUGCUUAAAUCUUGCUUUAAGAAAGGUCAGUAUGCGCAUAGGGGUAUUAAAUGACUGGCAACAUGUUUAGCUUGAUAGAGGUUAAUAGAGAGUCAAGCGUUCUGUAUUUUUGAAGGGUUGUAUCUAGUCAGAUUGAGCUUUUUAUCAUUUUACUUCUUGCCACAUAACCCAUUCUACUUUGAUUUGCUUCACCUUGAAAUUUUUGUCAGACUUGUUAGUAAGCCACACCAAAAAGUACGUAUGUAUUGGUGUUGCUAAUUUACAAAUGGAUUCCUUUUUUGCAGUUAAAAAUGUGAUGGUCCAUGUAAUUUUAUAUUUAUAAGUAGUAAAGGUGCUGGUUUGUUUUUUUUAAAGAAUUAAGCCUAAGUUCUAGGUGGAAAGUUAUUUUGAACUUGCGUAUCUUGACAUAAUAGCACUUUUUAUCUCACAGAAGAGAUGGAAAACAUAUGGAAAGUAACAGUACGAUACUAGCUCUUAACAUCUCUUGAUGUGCCACCUACCUUGGUCUAGAAGAAGCCACUUCUCAAGACAGCAGGAAAGGGAAAGCUCAAAACGAGUGGCCAAAGUGGGGCUCAGUAACAAGCCUGUACUGACACUGGUAGCACAGCUCAUGAGACAUUUUUAAUCUGUGCUCUCUGCUGCCUCUUGUCUGUGGUGACAGCAAGCAAAGAUAUGCUCUGACAGGGCAACUAACAAUCAAGGUGUCAUCUGGUCACUGUAAAUGUCCUGCUUGUGAGAGACUGUAACAGGUGGGUGAUGCUGUGUCUCUUGAUCCAGACUGUGUGGAGGAGAGUUCCACAACCUCAGGAAAUCCAUAAUUCCCACUGUCAUACUGGUGUGAAUCUAGUGACUUAACUAACAUAGCAUUCUUUUAAAAGUGAAAUCUCUUCAAUUCAGAUUUUUCUGUACCUUUGUCCUUGGUAAGGUUUUUAUUUUACAAGAACCUUAAAAGGAAAAGCAUCUGUCCAAACUGGUCAUAACAAAGUAAACUUCUCUGAGAUGUUUUUCCUGGCUACAAAGGAAGAGAUAUAUUCUUGAAGGCUGAAAUAUUCCAGAAGUAUUAAGAUAAUCUCUCCGCUUUCUGGUUUGGAAGCCUGCUUCCAUUAAGAUAAAAUGGUAAAGUACAGUUAUAAAGGUUUGUUUCACGCUCUUACUGCGGACAGUACCUCAGCCGUCACCUUCCUCAUUCUUGCCACCAGACUCUAUGGUUUCUUCUUGCAGCUGCUAGGAACAGCGGCAAGCAGUAGUCUUUAGGUUCCACAGAAAUGCUGCACAUCUUAAUAGUAAAUUUUCUCAACCCUAAGGUAUAAUUUCUUUUUAGCAAACACUGCCAAUUUCAGGAUCCUGAUAAAACAUGGGCUUUGUCCUUCAGCAAGGAAUGCUAGAGCAGCCAUAAGCCAACAAUUUAAAAAGCUGUAGCAGAUACCUGACAAGUGAGAAGGUGCAGUGUGCAGCCUCUUUAAUGCUCUAACGAUAAUUCAAGGUAAGUAAUAGGUAACAAAACAAGGAUUUGAGCUACCAGCAAAGCAGUCUUGCCAGUGCUCUAAUAUUGCAGGUUUCUGUGUUAAUCAUGGUACGUGAGCAAUUUUAACUAGUAAUAAGUAAUUUUUUUUAAUGUUAGCCAAGGCUUUAGUCACAAAGCCUUGUGUAGGUUCAUCUGUCAAAGUUCACACUGUGUGUUAGUGACAUGAAGUUCUGAGCAAGACUGCUUCCAUAACAAUGCUGCCUAGUCAUGCAUCUCUACGAAGGGGCCUGAACAUGAAAACUGCCAUGUAGAGAAGACUUGCCCACUCAUAGUAUAAACAACUGUCUGGAUGAUACCAGGAAGGAAUAAAGGAUCUAAACUGAAAUCUGGUUGUAGCUCUCAAACUUUCAUUUUUAUUCACCUUUGCUAUUUAAUGACAGUAACUAUUCUCAGCCUUGAGUGUUUGGCUGGCUCACUACUGAGUAGGAGCAGUGCCUGUAGACAGGACUGUGGCCAGUGAAGAAUGAGAACUUCAGGAAAAGCAGCUACUACAGCUACAAACAUUAGCUCUUUAAUUAUAAAAGAGAAACAUGGAAAUGUGCUUCUAGUGUUCUAAUACAAAGAUCAGUCAGCAUUUUGUAUUAAGGCAGAGAGAGUUUCCCCAAAUGCUUCUUCCAAAGUUCUGACUCCUUUAAAGUUUGUUUAGGCUCCAGAAAAUGCAGCAGAAAGACGAAGGUUUCUUGGCAUUGGUGUUAAGUUUCUUAAU
This is a messenger RNA of Egretta garzetta (little egret), 3460 nucleotides long. RefSeq names its product telomeric repeat binding factor 1 (gene TERF1). Lineage: Eukaryota; Metazoa; Chordata; Aves; Pelecaniformes; Ardeidae. The coding region runs from base 1 to 990 and encodes 329 amino acids. Gene Ontology annotation, cellular component: nucleus; chromosome, telomeric region. Gene Ontology annotation, molecular function: telomeric repeat DNA binding; protein homodimerization activity. Gene Ontology annotation, biological process: telomere maintenance. The transcript is spliced from 11 exons. The record is from RefSeq and is a predicted model, not a curated record.